Molecule: messenger RNA, 2201 nt
Organism: Arabidopsis arenosa
Lineage: Eukaryota; Viridiplantae; Streptophyta; Magnoliopsida; Brassicales; Brassicaceae
Source: the annotation of a GenBank genome assembly
GGUGAGUUUCGUGAGAUAGAGGGAGAGAGAUUCAAAGACUUCGACAAUCGUUGAGACUUCUUCUAUUCAGCUUUACGUUUUCUGGGGCUGAUCACUACUUUGCAGGAAACAGUAAUCGAUGUUAAAGACAUUGUUAGUCCAAUGGCUUGUGUUCUUCUUCUUCUUAAUCGGCUCCGUCGUCACCACCGCCGCAGAGGACGACGGUAGCUUGUCGUUAUGCAACUGCGACGACGAAGACAGUCUCUUUAGCUACGAGACAAUCCUCGACUCGCAAAAAGUCGGCGACUUUCUUAUCGCAGUCGCUUAUUUCUCGAUCCCAAUCGAGCUCCUCUACUUCGUGAGCCGCACCAAUGUGCCUUCACCUUACAAUUGGGUCGUCUGCGAGUUUAUAGCCUUCAUUGUUCUCUGUGGUAUGACCCAUUUGCUCGCUGGUUUCACCUACGGUCCUCACUGGGCUUGGGUCAUGACAGCUGUCACUGUCUUCAAGAUGUUGACUGGGAUCGUCUCUUUUCUCACGGCGCUCUCGUUAGUCACUCUCUUACCAUUGCUUCUUAAGGCUAAGGUUCGUGAGUUUAUGUUGAGUAAGAAGACCAGAGAGCUUGAUCGUGAGGUUGGGAUCAUUAUGAAGCAGACUGAGACGAGUUUGCAUGUUCGUAUGCUCACUACCAAGAUUAGGACGUCUCUUGAUCGACACACCAUUCUAUACACUACCCUUGUGGAGUUGUCCAAGACUCUUGGGCUCAAGAACUGUGCGGUUUGGAUCCCGAAUGAGAUCAAGACGGAGAUGAAUCUUACGCACGAGUUAAGACCGAGGAUUGAUGAUGAGAAUGAGAAUGAGAAUGUGAGUGGUUAUGCUGGGUUUUCGAUACCUAUUACUGAGUCUGAUGUUGUGAGGAUUAAGAGAAGCGAAGAGGUGAAUAUGUUGAGUGCUGGUUCUGUGCUUGCCUCAGUGACUAGCCGAGGCAAGCCAGGUCCUACGGUUGGGAUAAGAGUACCGAUGCUUCGGGUUUGUAACUUUAAAGGCGGGACACCUGAGGCGAUUCACAUGUGUUAUGCAAUCUUGGUGUGUGUGCUUCCAUUGAGACAGCCGCAGGGUUGGACUUAUCAAGAGCUUGAGAUUGUUAAGGUCGUGGCUGAUCAAGUGGCGGUUGCGAUCUCUCACGCCGUGAUUCUUGAAGAAUCUCAGCUCAUGAGAGAGAAACUCGCGGAACAGAACCGAGCGCUUCAGGUUGCAAGGGAAAACGCGCUGAGAGCUAAUCAAGCGAAGGCUGCGUUCGAGCAGAUGAUGAGCGAUGCAAUGAGGCGUCCUGUGCGGUCCAUUCUCGGGUUGCUUCCUUUGAUACUUCAGGACGGGAAAUUACCCGAGAACCAGACUGUUAUCGUUGAUGCGAUGAGGAGAACCAGCGAGUUACUUGUACAGCUUGUAAACAACGCCGGAGAUAUUAACAAUGGGACAAUCCGCGCUGCAGAGACACACUAUUUCAGUUUGCAUUCGGUUGUGAAGGAGUCGGCUUGUGUGGCGAGGUGUUUAUGCAUGGCAAAUGGUUUUGGUUUCUCAACUGAAAUUUAUAGAGCAUUGCCUGAUUACAUCGUAGGCGAUGAUAGGAAGGUAUAUCAAGUGAUCUUGCAUAUGCUUGGGGUUUUAAUGAACCGAAAGAUCAAAGGGAAUGUGACUUUCUGGGUUUUUCCGGAAAGCGGAAACUCAGAAGUAUCAGAGAGGAAAGAUAUUCAAGAAGCGGUUUGGCGACAAUGCUAUUCUAAAGAAUACAUUGAAGUUAGAUUCGGGUUGGAGGUAGCUGCAGAAGGUGAAGAGAGUAGUAGUAGUAGUAGUAACCUGGAGGAGGAGGAGGAGAUUCCAAGUCUCAACGUCUGCGAAAACAUUGUAAAGUAUAUGCAAGGAAAUAUUAGGGUUGUUGAGGACUGUCUAGGUUUGGUGAAAAGCCUCUCGGUUGUUUUCCGGUUUCAACUCCGGCGAUCGAUAAUGUCACGAGGCGGUGGAUAUUCUGGAGAAACGUUUAGAACUUCAACACCUCCUUCUACAAGUGAUCAUUGGCGUGAAGAAGUGGGGAGGGUAAUGUAGUGCAAAAGAGAGAUAAGGGGUGGAAUGUGAGAAUUUGUAAAAACAGUAGGGGCUUUGAUGAGAUUAAUAGAGAGAGAACUAAAACGUUGUCGUUUGGUUGUAAAAAACCUGAAAGUUAACU